AUGUGCCGGCAGUAUGUCACAGCUGCCUACGCAUGCGCCGUGCUCCAUUUCUGGACGGCACGAAUACGCAACUGGCGCGGAAGGUCUGAGCUACUGGAAUCGAUUCAUUCUUUGGCCGAGCAGCCUCUCAAAGCAGAGACCAUGGCAGAUGAGAAAGUGCUGGCUCGUGUGCACGACAAGCGCCAGCGAACCUUGAAAGCGAUUGCAAACCUGUGGUCCUUGGUUCUGGACAUUUUUCUUGCGGCUCUGUUUGUUUCCCAGCUAUGGUCAACCUCGGUCUCCUCUAUCAAGACGUUGCCAUUAUUCGUUGGCGUGGCCGGUGGCAACGUGAUCCUACACAGGCUGUGCCGUCCGGACCUCAAGCUGACGCCGGAGCGCUUGACUCGUGACACAACGAUUAUGACGCUUCUUGUGUUUGUUUCCAGCGUCGGGCUGCCCCGAGAAUUCCUCCCGUCACUGACCAUGGCACGCGUGAUGGUCAGCAGUUUUGCUACCGAUGCCCCACUUUCGAACAAGGUGAAUCUCGCCUUGACUCCGCUCUACAUACUAUCACACUGGUGUCAGAACUGGACGGCGACUUCUGGAGACCAGUUGAUCUUCACCGUCUGCAGUGAGGGCAUCAUCUUGUCCUUCUUGUCACUGGCAAUUACGAACCUUGAUGUCAAGGAGUAUCAGUUGGCAGCUGCUACCAUCGAGCUUGAGGAGAAAGUCCAGCAGGUUCGGGAGGCAGAGGCUCAGAAGCACCAGUGCAAGUGUCCUUGUGAGCUCCAUUGUUGCUCGCUAGCUGUGCUGAUGCUGUUCACAGCCGAAUGCUGUCGUAGGCACGAACCGUGCACCUGCAGAACAGGCACAGCACGGCAUCACCCCGCACGUAGAAGAAGCGAUCAGGUUUUCAACUUGGAUCCCCAACCAUUCCCCACCAGAAACCCAACCGACGAGAUGAGAUUUGCUAUUGCUACUAGUCCUGUGUCUUUUCGCCCCUGGUCACAAACCUCCGCCAAAGUUGCAACAGCCGAACCCACCAUCGAUGUGGUAGUAUAG
Symbiodinium sp. CCMP2592 is the source of this 1041-nucleotide messenger RNA. Lineage: Eukaryota; Dinophyceae; Suessiales; Symbiodiniaceae. The record is from the annotation of a GenBank genome assembly.